Triticum aestivum (bread wheat) is the source of this 1273-nucleotide messenger RNA. RefSeq lists its product as uncharacterized. Lineage: Eukaryota; Viridiplantae; Streptophyta; Magnoliopsida; Poales; Poaceae. The record is from RefSeq and is a predicted model, not a curated record. Bases 309 to 1025 code for a protein of 238 amino acids. The transcript has a single exon.
AACGCCGUGUGAAGCAUGUGACGUGCAACCUCCCUCGCAACAGAGGGAAAAAGAAAGGAAAAGAAGGCUCGGCUCCUUCCGUUAGCUUUCCUUGACGCCACACGUCACUCACGAGACGGCGACCGAGGCGUAGCGAGGCGAGCCGCCCACCAACCGGGUCAAAAAAACACCACAGGCGCGCCGGGGCCGAUCAGAUCCCGCACACGCGACGCGAGGGCUCGCGGCUAGCCCACACCGGCGCCCCGCGCCUAGAUCCCGAUCCGCCCAAAUUCCAUUCCCGAUACCUCGCCCUCGCCUCCGCCUCCGCCAUGGCGGACUGCCGCAGCCUCAUCGAGUUCCUCCGCGCCUUCGAGCACCGCCGCCGCGCCUCCGCGGCGGCCGGCGGCUCCCCCUCGCCGUGCGCCCGCCCCCGCCGCGCGGCCUCUUCCUCGUCCUCAUCGCCGUCGUCGCGGGGAAAGCUAUUCACCUCGCUCUGCGACAACCCGCCCCCGACCGCCGCCCUGGACGCGCUCGCCCUCCUGGCCGUGCUCGGCGCGCUGGCCUUCCUGGCCGCGCCCUACGCCAGGCUGCUGGCCCGCGAGGCUGCGGACCUGGUGCGGCAGUACCCGGAGGAGCCCUACUCGUACGUGGCCUUCGCGGCCGGCGCCGGCGCCGCGGUCGCCGCCGUGGCGGGGCUGCUCGCGUGGGAGGCGGCGGGCAACCACGCGCGCAAGUGCGGCCGGCCCCGCUGCCGCGGCCUGCGCAAGGCCGUCGAGUUCGACAUCCAGCUCGAGACGGAGGAGUGCGUGCGCGGGAGCGGCAGGCUGCUGCCGCCCGGCGGCCACGCCAAGACACUCCUCGCGGCCGGCGGCUCCGCCGCGCGCCUCGUCGAGCUCGGCGAGGAGCACCGGGAGCUCGAGGCGGAGCUCAGGAAGAUGGCGCCCCCCAACGGCCGCUCCGUGCUCAUCUUCCGCUCCCCCUGCGGCUGCGCCAAGGGCAGGAUGGAGGUCUGGGGCGCCAAGAAGGUGCGCCGGAUCAAGAAGUAGUAGUGGUAGCAGCUAUGAGUGGAUGACAGACACCAGCGCUCACUGCUCUCCAUAAUAAACUAGUUUUCUAGUUAUUGCAUACUCUAUAAUACAGUGCUCUUGCUCUUGUGGCAAGUAUAGUUGAGAAUAAGGAGAGGAACAAAGGAAUAGAUACAUGUCUUCUUAUAUCACUUGUGAUGCACAUCACACCCCAAGAUUAUACAUAGCUUUGCUCUUUCAUUUCCAGUUUUUAAUUAAAUAUGCAAUAA